AUGGAGAAGUUCGUGUUGAAGAGCUCCGACGAUGUAUCCUUUGAAGUGGAAGAAGCGGUGGUACGUCAGUGUAAGGUUUUGUUGCCUAUGGUUGAAGAUUGCGCCGGUCGUGUAUGCCCGAUCAUGAACGUCACAGGCAAAAUCCUCGAGAAGGUGGUUGAAUACUGCAAGAAACACGUCGUUGUCGUCGACGGUGGCGAUUCUUCUUCCUCCUCCUCCGAUGAUGAUUAUGUUCUCAAGAAGUGGGACGCUGAGUUCAUAACGAAGAUGGAUCUUUCUACGGUUUAUGAUCUCAUCACGGCUGCGAACUAUAUGGACAUCAAAGGUCUUCUUGAUCUCACGUGCCAGAGAGUCGCUGAUGAGAUCGCAGCAUGCAAAGACCACAAGGAGAUUCGCGAAAAGUUCGGCAUCGAGAGUGACUUUACAGCAGAGGAGGAAGCAGAUCUUCUCAAGGAGAACGCGUGGGUGUUAGGUCCCAAAGACUUAAGGAACAAGUUACCAUAA
Eruca vesicaria subsp. sativa (arugula) is the source of this 504-nucleotide messenger RNA. Lineage: Eukaryota; Viridiplantae; Streptophyta; Magnoliopsida; Brassicales; Brassicaceae. The record is from the annotation of a GenBank genome assembly.